Peromyscus eremicus (cactus mouse) is the source of this 825-nucleotide messenger RNA. Its product is annotated as protein S100-A15A. The record is from RefSeq and is a predicted model, not a curated record. NCBI's taxonomy places the organism in Eukaryota, Metazoa, Chordata, Mammalia, Rodentia, Cricetidae. Gene Ontology annotation, molecular function: calcium ion binding; transition metal ion binding. Gene Ontology annotation, cellular component: cytoplasm. The transcript has 5 exons. The coding region runs from base 422 to 748 and encodes 108 amino acids.
UGUCUGAUUUCUGGGCAGCCACAAGGAAGGGGCCUGGAGAUUGAGUGCUGCUGUUGUUGGCCUGGAAAGAAGAGGACCUUUGUACCAGCUGUGGCCUUUUUGGUUGCAAAACAUCAGAAUAACUGAUUCAAGGAAUGCAGUUAAGGUUUGGUCUUGCUGUAGAAGAACCUGAGGAGAGUAACACACUGGCUGUCAUAAAUGAGUGGACCAGGAAUGGGCAGGAUGUCCAGCAUGAUGGGAGUUCCCCUGCUCAGAAGACUGCUUUUUGUCUGAUUUCCAGGAUCACGCAGAGGCUAAACUGUGGAUACUGAGUAGCCCGGCACCAAGAGCAACAGGAGGUAGGAGGCCACUCCUGGACCCAGUGAAGGGACUUAGUCUGAGACCAGGCAGAUCUGCCCAUACCCUGCUGGAACCAGUAGUCAUGCCAGACACACCCGUGGAGGACUCCCUCUUCCAAAUCAUACACUGCUUCCACCACUAUGCUGCCCGGGAAGGGGACGUGGAGACCUUGUCCCUGGAGGAGUUGAAAGCCCUGCUCCUGGAUAGCGUGCCUCGCUUCAUGGACACCUUGGGCCGCAGGCAGCCAUACUACAUCACGGAGCUGUUCCGGGCGGCUGACAAAAACAAGGACAACCAGAUCUGCUUUGAUGAGUUCCUGUACAUCUUGGGCAAACUGGUGAAAGACUACCAUCUACAGUUCCACCGGCAGUUGUGCACACACUACUGUGCCCAGCACAGCCUCUACUAGGGGAGGCCAGACAGUCUUCCACCACUGCAGUCUGUUCGGGGAGGCGUGGCUUGACUACAAACAGCUUACAAAACUCA